AUGGAGCAGGAAAUUGGCACAUCCCUUGCAAGGCACGCCAGCGACAUGGAGGACGCGGUGGGCAGGAUAGACAUGUCAGACUUGGCGGAGGUCAAACGCUUGGCCAAAAUGUCAGAUGAGAUGUGUCAAGUCCUGAACACUGUGGUCUGGCUGCUUUUUGAUUUGCGGCCACUGGCCAGAGACACAUGGAAAAUCAAACUCUUUGAGCCCGACCUCUUGAAGAAACUUCAAGGGUUCCAUUGGGAUGACGUCACUGAGGAGAUGAUGCAGACGUUGGAUGAACACUUUGCGAAUCCAGCGGUCAGUGUGGAAAACAUGGAGUCGUUUCGUGGGCCCGCCAUGGUGAAGCACCUAUCCAAGUGGCUGUGGGCCACCCGAGGUUGUGGGAAAACAGCUGUAAGUUUGAAACCAAAAAAGGAACAGCUGUGCGUGCUGCAGCUUGAGCUGGAGAAUUUGCACAGAGAGCUGGCUUUGAUCAGCUGA
Symbiodinium natans is the source of this 483-nucleotide messenger RNA. The record is from the annotation of a GenBank genome assembly. NCBI's taxonomy places the organism in Eukaryota, Dinophyceae, Suessiales, Symbiodiniaceae.